This is a messenger RNA of Pseudoliparis swirei, 1133 nucleotides long. It is a transcript of the gene cenpp, whose product is annotated as centromere protein P. NCBI's taxonomy places the organism in Eukaryota, Metazoa, Chordata, Actinopteri, Perciformes, Liparidae. The record is from RefSeq and is a predicted model, not a curated record. Gene Ontology annotation, cellular component: chromosome, centromeric region; nucleus. The transcript is spliced from 9 exons. Bases 86 to 982 code for a protein of 298 amino acids. Gene Ontology annotation, biological process: CENP-A containing chromatin assembly.
CAGGUGACGUAAAGAAGGGUUUAAUACAGUUAUUUUAUGUCACUUUUAUUUAAAUACUUCGACAUUAUAACGGUGACGAGUACGGAUGAUGGAGGAGGUGAGCCAAGAGGACAUGGAGGAGGUGGAGGUGCUGGAGGCUCAGAUUAAGCAUCUUCAGGCUGAGGUUUCAGCGUUGAAGUGCCAACAGCAGGACAACCACAGGGACAUCACAUUCCACUUCAGAGGAGAGAUGCAGGAUGCCAUGUUGUGUAUGUGUGGACAGAGACAAGGAGACAAGAAGGAGAAGGAGAAGGUGCUGUCCAGGCUGAAGGAGGAGGUGGAGGAAAUGGAGGCGGAUCUGAAGCUCCAGACGGAGAUGAAUGGCAUCAGUCUGAACAGCUGCACCACAAAGACUCUGCAAAGCAGUGACAGAAAGCUCGUCCAGCAGCUCUGUGUGUCAGGUCACUGCUCUGAACUGGUCUUCCAGGUGGAGUUCCAGCUCUCUGAGGUCAAGGAGGGAUCAGGGUGCGUGAGGACCAUCAGCGGUCUGAACGUGGUGGUGGACGCCAGCGACCUGCAGAACUUCAACAGCUUCCUGUCUGGGGUGGAGGAGAGCCGAGACCUUCUGCUGCUGUUCAGGACUCUCCGGACCUUCUCCAACAGAUGUGACGACCGCUGCAGAACCUUCCAGCACUUCCAGGAGAAGUAUCCAUCCGUCGUCUCUCUUCCCGGAGGCUGCAGCUCAGAGGUCGUGACCCUGAACCACCCUGAGCUUUCUGGCUGCCUCCUGUUGGUCCGCUGGUCGGUGGACGUGUCCAAAGAGGGCGGAGUCUCUCCGAAGAUCGAGCUGCUCGCCAAGAUCCCCGAGAGAGCGCUGCAGCUGUUCCCCUCUCUGCCUGUAGGCGGCGCCAGCGAAGCCUUCCAGAGCCUGCUGAGGCUCCUGGGCCCUGAAGCGGCGCUGGAGUCCGUCAUCAUGGCGGUCGGCCUCUCGCGGGACACGUGACUCGCAUCUUCAUCUCUUACAAAUAAAUAAACACACAGCGACGGUUUAGUCUCUUAGAAAUCUUUAUUUAAUAGAAAGAGCCCGACUGUGAUGGCAGAGCUCAUCGGUCAAAAUCUACAAAAAUAAAUAAUUUAAAUACAAAAAUGCUGGA